AUGUCAUUACCUCCCGAAGUGCGCGCCAAUUAUAUUGGCAUCAUCGACUCAAUUCUAGCUCAGAGCGAUCUUUCACGUAUUUCUGAGAAGAAGGUCAGGCAGGGAAUUCAAGCAAAAGUUGAAUAUGAUAUCACACCUCAGAAGGCUGCCAUUAAGGGCUUAAUACUAGAAAGAUUCGACAUUUUCAAUGCUCGGCAACAAGAGUUGGAGUCGAAGACCGAGCAAGCUGCGACGCCGGCGCCAGCCACCAAUGGAUACCAUGCUCCGUCGCCCGAAAGACCUACCCCAGUCAAGAGUCCCGCAAAACGCGAAGCUACCAGUGAAACAGUAUCCGACGUGAUAGACGAAUCCCUUCCCAAGAAGAAGCGAAAAGAACUUAGCGUGGAUGCGGACGCGGCACUUGCAGCAAGGCUUCAGGCCGAAGAGGACAAAAGAGCACGGCCGACGAGAGGUGGCAGCAGCAAAAAGGCUGCACCUGUCAAGAAAAAGACUCCAAAGAAAAAGACGGCUGUUCGAGUUCGCGGAUCAGAUGAAAGUGAUCUCGACGAUUCGCUGACUGAGAAGAAACCUAAGAACACGGGGUUCAAUAAACCAAUGAAUCUUUCAGCGGCCCUUUCAGAACUUCUUCAAGGAGAAACUGCGCUGUCUCGGCCGCAAUGCGUCAAACGUAUCUGGCAACACAUUCGAGAACACGACCUACAAGAUCCAUCUGACAAACGCAAUAUCAUUUGCGACGAAGCAAUGCGCAAAGUGUUCAAACAGGACAAAAUCCACAUGUUCACCAUGAACAAAGUCUUGAACCAGAACCUUUACCCAAUUGACGACUGA
Endocarpon pusillum Z07020 is the source of this 828-nucleotide messenger RNA. RefSeq lists its product as uncharacterized. Gene Ontology annotation, cellular component: RNA polymerase I upstream activating factor complex; nucleus. The record is from RefSeq and is a predicted model, not a curated record. NCBI's taxonomy places the organism in Eukaryota, Fungi, Ascomycota, Eurotiomycetes, Verrucariales, Verrucariaceae. Gene Ontology annotation, biological process: transcription initiation at RNA polymerase I promoter; nucleolar large rRNA transcription by RNA polymerase I. Bases 1 to 828 code for a protein of 275 amino acids. The transcript is spliced from 5 exons. Gene Ontology annotation, molecular function: RNA polymerase I cis-regulatory region sequence-specific DNA binding.